Candida tropicalis MYA-3404 is the source of this 201-nucleotide messenger RNA. It is a transcript of the gene NHP6A, whose product is annotated as high-mobility group nucleosome-binding protein. The coding region runs from base 1 to 201 and encodes 66 amino acids. The transcript has a single exon. Lineage: Eukaryota; Fungi; Ascomycota; Pichiomycetes; Serinales; Debaryomycetaceae. The record is from RefSeq and is a predicted model, not a curated record.
AUGUUUUUCGCUAACGAAAACAGAGAUAUCGUUAGAGCUGAAAACCCAGGUAUCUCCUUUGGUCAAGUUGGUAAAUUAUUAGGUGAAAAAUGGAAGGCUUUAACUCCAGAAGAUAAGACUCCAUAUGAAAACAAGGCCGAAGCUGAUAAAAAGAGAUAUGAAAAAGAAAAAGCUGAAUAUGCUAAAAAAAAUUCUAACUAA